Psilocybe cubensis is the source of this 2781-nucleotide messenger RNA. RefSeq lists its product as uncharacterized. The transcript has 3 exons. Bases 1 to 2781 code for a protein of 926 amino acids. The record is from RefSeq and is a predicted model, not a curated record. NCBI's taxonomy places the organism in Eukaryota, Fungi, Basidiomycota, Agaricomycetes, Agaricales, Agrocybaceae.
AUGCCUUUCUUCGACUUCUCUCUCCAACUUUCUCCGACACGAGCCUGCUCCUUCUCUCUUUCUAGCUUUUAUACUAUUCCGAGGCCUAUCCAGCAUAAUGUUUCUUCUUGCUCCACCCUCUCAACUCCCUCUCUGUCCCGACCUAUGCCCCAAACCUCUCCUAGAAUGCCUCUCGAGCUCGUCUUGUCCUUUAUCGAGGCUGCCUCCACCCAGGUCGACACACACGCCUAUGUCGCUCUCCUCAGGGCCUGUUCGUUGGUCUGCAGAGCCUGGUCUACCCCUGCCCAAAGAAUAUUGUUUUCCCAGGUUUCCCUCCGGAGUCAGCGCUCCUAUCAGCUCUUCAUGAGCGCCGUCGAUCGUAGCACUCCCCAUGGCGCUAUUUUAGGAGACGCGGUCAAGCGUCUAAGCGUCGUUUUGGACCACAACCAGCCCCUUGGUUUGCACCCCCACUCGUUCGCUUUGGCCGUCAACGCGUGUCCCAAAUUGGCAGAGCUUGAUAUUUCCCUGUAUGGGUGUGCAGAGCCCGGCCAAGAUAUUGUCGGGUCCCCAGAUGUUUCACGUUUACGACGACCCGCACCAUCUUUCGAUGAACAAACUCUUUCGCUCCUAAAAGCAGGACCCAGGAUCGAUCACCUUCAUUUUGAUAACUGGUCGGAAAAUCAGCAGUCCAUAUUCCAAUUGCUCGAAAUUUGGCCAUCUCUUCAAUUUCUAUCAAUCGGAGGCACGUCACCGAAGCAUCUCCAGAGUUCCCCGCCCCCGUUCCCUUGCUCGCUUCGCGGGCUACGCCUCAAUUUCCAGACGACACCUUCCGUCGAUUUUCUGAAGUGGCUUCUCCAUAAUUCCACCGGCUCUCUCCGAACCUUGCACUUCCAACGAGACCCCUCCGUUGAGGCGCUUGAAUACCUAGUCAACGCCCAUGGUUCAAGCUUGAAAUCGAUGUCAUUGCCAGCUUUUGGUUCACCCGAGCUGCCCAACCUUGUUUCGAAGUGCAAUGGCCUAGUGGAACUGAGGACAGAGAACCCUUUGCUACCUCCAAGCCUUUACAAGUGCUUCCCCCGACAAGUAGAACAUCUGGCAUUUGGAUUAGACCGUGACACACCUCUAAACUUUGUCAUUGAUGUUAUCAAAACGAACGAAUCAUUGAAGACCAUCGACGUCCAACAAUGGGAAAGCGGCCGCUCCCACUCUCUCCUUCCUUCUCUCAAAAUGGCAUGUGUAUAUCAAGGGAUAGAACUGAAGAUCACCAGCGAUUUGCGGGCGUUUCGCACGCUGGAUAUGACUGUACGCAACCGUCUCAGCGCUGACGGAAUUAGGCUGGUCUUGAUGUCGUCGUCGCUGUCGUCAGUCGUCUCAAGCCUCGUUCGGGCCUCAAUGGGCACCUCCGUACCGGCUACCGUUACCGACGAUGACCUCGAUCGCCAUGUCGCUGAACUCAUAGUACGGGAGGCAAAGAAGAAAGCGGAACGCUAUGGCCAGCAGGGCAUCCGUGCCUAUAUCUCCAGCAAUGUUUCUGACCCCAAUGCCCCGAAGCCGAACAAACGUUUCCUAUCUUCCAUUAUCAAGAGUACAGACGACCACAAUAGGACAAUAUUGAAGGCACAGGCACAGGCUGCCCAAGAAGUCAAAAGAGAGCGGGAGGAACAGGAGAGAAGACAGCGUCGAGCCAGGGCAGAGGAGGCGGCAGAGGCAGAAAGGCUUCGCCGAUCUGGAAGGAGUUCAAAGCGGAAGAGGGCAAAUGAUGAGGACGGCUGGGAUAGAUGGGACGGAAGGACCGCUGAACGGAAGAAAGUAUCACGGAAUUGGGAGGUAUGGGACGGAUAUGAUGAGGACGAGGACUCUGAAAAGCCUCGGAGACGCCGCAGAAGCAGGUCAAAGCCUCGGUCGAAGAGUAGAGCCCGUAAACAAGACGGGUCUUCACGAACUCAUCAUUUUGAAGAUGAUGAGAAAGAAGAGGGCUCACAUCGGAGAAGGCAUAGGCGUGGUCACAGUCGAAGCACUUCACCCAGGAGGAUUGACUCCACAAACGUAAGUCGUGAUCCCCACGACGAAGGUUCUGGUCGCCAUAAACAUCACCGUAGUCGAGAACGUUACCAUCCUCGUCGAUCCAACAGUCGUUCACCCGCCCGCCGACAUCGUUCGCGUUCUCAAAGCGAAGAUUCAAACCCCAGAAAGCGCAAACGUUCACGGUCACCAAAAUAUGCACUAGACGACAUACGCGACGAUGUUCCUUCGAAAGACCGCAGAUCUUCUUCCUUACUUUCCGAGUCGAGACCGAGUUCUCGUAGGACAGACAGCCGAGGGUAUGAACAACCAGGCGCUGCGGAUAACUUCGACCCUGCAGUAGCUUUAUCAUCUAAACGAAGCUCGUCUCCGGCGCCUUCAAGGUCCCCAAGUCCCGGUCCACAGCCAGCCAUUCAACUUCCUUCAAAAAUGGAUCGUUAUUUCGAAGAAUCUUACGACCCACGCCUUGACGUUGCCCCGCUCACGGCGCCUAAAGUCCCAGCGACAGGCCUUAUCGAUAACGCCGAGUUCGAGGGUUGGGAUGCAAUGCUAGAACUCAUUCGCAUUCGGAGAGAAGACAAAGAGGAGAAAAAGAGAUUAGAAAGGCUUGGACUCUUACCACCGAAAGAAAAGAGCAAGAGCAAGAAGUCUGGCGUUGUAGUUGAUUCGGGUCCAGCUGUCGCCGAUAGAUGGGCAGGAGAGACUGCCAGUAUAAUGAACAUCGAGUACAAGAAGAGAGGGUCUGUACGAGAGUGGGACAUGGGUAAAGAGGGGUUUUAA